AUGAGUUUGGUAGAGACGGUCGUGCCCCUAAGGGAUCUGCUUCUGCUGUUGGGGCUGUGGGCCCUCCUGGGUCCAGUCCGAGGCUUCCACGGCCGCCCCUCAUGGCACUAUGUCUCCUCUGAGGUGGUGAUUCCCAGGAGGCACACGCACUAUGGCAAAGGCCUUCAGGUGCCAGGCUGGCUCUCCUACAGCCUGCGCUUUGGGGGCCAGAGGCACAUCAUCCAUCUACACAGAAAAACGGAGUUCGUCAGCAGACAGCUGCUGCUGGUGACACAGAACGACCAAGGUGGCAUGCAGAUGGACUACCCCUACAUCCCUCUGGACUGUCACUACAUCGGCUAUGUGGAAGAAGUUCCUCACUCAAUGGCCCACAUCGAUACGUGCUACGGAGGCCUGGAAGGCAUCAUGAAGUUGGAUGACCUCACCUAUGAGAUCAAGCCCCUCAAGGAGUCUCUGACUUUUGAGCACAUUGUGUCUCAGAUAGUGGUGGACGUCAAUUUGACAGAGCCUAGAUCCAGACCCAGAGAGAAGGAGCACUCAUGGUCCGAUGGAGCUAAUGCCACUGCAAGCCCCCGGAUCCCUAGCAAAGUGUAUAUAUUCCAUCCUUUCAGAAUAUCAGGCCAUCUUCAAAGUACACAUGAGGUAUACAAGAAAUAUGACAACAAGACAGAGUGUGUGAAAUUUAUGAUGACACUGGCUGGUGGAGUGCAAGCAAUACUUGAAAAUCUGUCUGUGAGGUACAGUGUCGCUGUUUUGACGGUGUAUGAUGUGCGCAACCCCAUGGACAUGAGUGAUUAUAGGGUGCCAGAGAGUCCCUAUGCUCAGUAUUUCAUGCGGGUUGUCUAUCGUACAUGGGGGUGCUCCUCAAACUUCGUAAUAUUUUUGCAAGGACCGUAUGAAUUAGACGUGGCUCCACCCAAGUACAGCACGUGCAGUAUGCAAAACCUGGUCUUUCUUGGUCUGAGGGGUAGACACACAUUCACAGUAUCUGUUGUAGGAGCACAGCAGGUUGGGAGAUCUCUCGGUCUAAACUAUGAUGAACGCUAUUGCCAGUGCCAGAGAAGGGCCACCUGCAUAAUGCACAAACACCCUGUGCUGACAGAUUCAUUCAGCAAUUGCUCCUACGUGGACCUGGCACACAUACUUACACUUGCGUCAGCAGAGUGCCUAUAUGUUGAAAAUUUUACAUAUUAUAAUAAAACCUAUACGGAGUAUAUUUGCGGGAACAGAAAAAAGGAAGGACAGGAGGAUUGUGACUGUGGAUCCUUCAAGCAGUGCUAUGACAACACAUGUUGUGAAAGCUCCUGUGUCUUUACGCCCGGUAGCAUUUGCGAUGGGCAAGUCUGCUGCGGGAACUGCACCUAUGCCCCUGCAGGGACGCUCUGCAGAGGCGUGCUCAAUAUCUGUGACCUUCCAGAGUACUGCGGUGGAAGCACAUUCUUCUGUCCAGAAAACCUGUAUCUGCAGAACGGAACCCCGUGCACCGAAGAGGGCUACUGUUACAACGGAAACUGUACUGACCGCACCAUGCACUGCAGAGAAAUCUUUGGAAGAAACACCAGAAAGGGUGAUGAUAUCUGCUAUCAAAUGAACACAAAGGCCAGCAGAUUUGGGCAUUGUAACAGGAGAUAUGUAGGACUCGCAUUUGAGAGGUGUCCAAUAAGCGACAUUCUUUGCGGAAGGCUGCAGUGUAGCAAUGUAACCCACCUUCCCCGGGUGGAUGAACAUGUUUCAUUCCAUCAGUCUAAGCUUGGAGACUCUUGGUGCUUUGGACUAGAUGAGCACCGUGGUGCAUUCGCUCGGGACCUUGGAUUUGUGCGAACUGGUACUCCCUGUGCUCCAGGAAAAUACUGUCAUUAUCGUCGCUGCAAUAACACUGUGCAAAAAAUAAACUACGACUGUACACCAGAGAAGUGUAAUUUUAGGGGAGUUUGCAACAACAAAAGGCAAUGUCACUGUCAUACAGGUUGGUCUCCUCCACUGUGCCUAUCAAGAGGUGCCGGUGGCAGUGAGGAAAGUGGACCACCUCCGAGAGCAGUGCGGGAAGUCACACAGAACCCGGAGCCCGUGCACUAUUUGAGAAUCAUGGUUGGUCGCAUUUAUGCGUUCAUAGCGGCGCUGCUCAUUGGGGUGGCCAUGAACGUGCGGACUGUCAAGACUGCCACAGUUCAGGAACAGGGGCGGGGUGCCUGUCAGAAGGGACUGGGUCUGGUGCUGCCCCCUGCAGGACACCAGUGGGCUGGGGUCGGCCUUGGAGUUCUGCUUCUCCGAGCCUGGGCUGUGGGCCCUGCUGCCAAGCAGACCGAGGCUGCGGUGGCUGUGGUGCUGUGCAUUCGCCACGCAGCACCUUCAGGUCUGUGGUUUCCAACCUCUGGGGCCAUCUCAGCCUUGUGCGUGCUGCAUGAGGGUGGCAGUGUCCAGUCCCACAGAUGCGGUGAGGAACGUGGCGGCCUGGGUCAGAUCGACCCCCGUGCAAAGAGGGCACUGGGAGGCACCUUGCUGAUAAACUUCCAUUUGGAGACCUUGUAUAGGAAACGGAAGAGCAGCAAUGCCACGCUCAAUGGCAUUUUAGGAAACUACCGUGGCAAAUGA
Messenger RNA from Fukomys damarensis (Damara mole-rat), 2592 nucleotides. RefSeq names its product disintegrin and metalloproteinase domain-containing protein 20. The transcript is spliced from 4 exons. NCBI's taxonomy places the organism in Eukaryota, Metazoa, Chordata, Mammalia, Rodentia, Bathyergidae. Gene Ontology annotation, cellular component: external side of plasma membrane; plasma membrane; sperm head plasma membrane. Gene Ontology annotation, molecular function: metalloendopeptidase activity. Gene Ontology annotation, biological process: proteolysis; male gonad development. The coding region runs from base 1 to 2592 and encodes 863 amino acids. The record is from RefSeq and is a predicted model, not a curated record.